AAUGAGAUCAACAGGUGGGUGAGCAAAAACACAAACCGCUAAAUCAAUUGCGCACUCGCUGUAGUGAUUCAUGUAGAAAAGCCAGAGAGAAUUGCUCUCCCAGUUUCUCCCAAACUAUAGACAUCCUCUGCUUAUGGUUGAAUACAAUAUACAAUAAAAAAUUGCUCGUGGGCUUCGCCACUCAUGGAUGCAUUUUUGAAGAAAGUGACAUAGCUAAACAGGCGUACGACAAGCUGGCAGAGACAAUACAACCGCUAUUCUGUCGAUUUGAGGUGUGUUCGCGGCGCGUACAGAUGAUCGCUUCAACACAUUUACGCAUUAGCGCUGCGACCGCAUCGUCAGUAGCGACAGUAUUGUUGAUAGUGUAGUUUCGUUUUGGCUGGAAUUUCUAGUGUUCAGAGGGGCGUGUGCCUCUGGUGAUAGGAGAUCAUGGCUUUCUUCUUCAACUUUGUUGCGAUAUGCACAAUCAUCUAUUUCCUGGUGCAGAUCAUCCUCUGGGUGGUGUUGGACUCGGAUAUUGAGCUUUUCAUUCUGUCCAAAUUAGGAAAACCUAUUUCAUCGCUCAAAGGAAAAGUUGUUUGGAUUACUGGAGCCUCGAGUGGAAUUGGACGAGAUCUAGCAAUCGCUCUAGCGAAACAUGGUGUUCGUCUGUGCUUAUCGGCUCGUAACAUAUCGGAGCUGCUUAAGGUCAAGCAAGAUUGUAUAGCGAAAUCCAACACCGCUCUCGGCCCGAACGAUGUCUACGUGUUGCAAAUGGAUAUGCUGGAUAUUAAUCACCACAAUGAUUACUUCAACAUGGUUCUUGACCACUUUAAGACCAUCGAUAUCCUAGUUAACAAUGCGGGACGAUCGCAGCGAGCCGACUGGAACAAUAUCAACGUGAAAGUGGAUCGAGAGUUGUUCGAAUUGGAUGUUUUUGCGGUGGUCCAUCUGUCGCGGAUUGCCCUCAACUUUUUUAUACGCAACUCGAUUAAGGGUCACCUCGCGGUAACAAGCAGCACGGCUGGAUUGAUUGGGGCACCGAACUCGGCGAGUUACACCGGGGCUAAACAUGCGUUGCAUGGUUAUUUCGAAACGCUUCGGAGCGAACCAUUCGACGUGAAUGUCACAAUAUUUUGCCCUGGACCUACCGCCACCAAUUUCCUACAGGAGUGUUUCACCGAUACGCCAGGAAUUAAAUACAAUCAAUCCGUACGCCCGGAGGACAAACGCAUGACGAGUGAACGCUGCGGGCAUCUGUACGCGCUGGCCCUGGCCAACAAGACCCAGCUCAGCUGGGUUGGUAACUUUCCCAUCAACGCGAUACUCUACAUAGGCUGCUAUUACCCGAACAUUAAAAAAUUGAUGUUGAAAAUUGUUGGCAUGCAGCGUCUCAGACAAGUACGAGAUAGUCAGUGAGAAAAAACUUCGCGUAUGCUUCGACUGCACACACACACACACACACACACACACACACACAAACACCGGAACUCGCUAGUCUAAUGAAGAAUGAUAAUUAGGUUCAAAAACAUUGUUCAUUCCGUAUGCUGAACGCGAAUGUAGAUGUUAGAACGCAUUAGGACUAAGUUGCAAUGCACUUCCAGCACAAAGAAGUGCACUCUAGUUCAAGUUCAAGUUCAAGAUUAUUUCCGUUGUUAUCGAUUACACCGUUCAAUAUGUUUAUUUAUUAACUUAGAAGAAAAUCAAACUUUACCAGUAGCUAAUUGCAGUGUUGAAAGAAAUAAGAUGCCAUUUUUGUGAAACUAAAUCAGGAAAGACUACACAAAAACACUUUGAUAAAAUGCAUUUACUUAAAUUUGUGAGAGAUUGAAAAAUGAAAUAAAAUGUGUAAG
Messenger RNA from Toxorhynchites rutilus septentrionalis, 1832 nucleotides. RefSeq names its product dehydrogenase/reductase SDR family member 7-like. NCBI's taxonomy places the organism in Eukaryota, Metazoa, Arthropoda, Insecta, Diptera, Culicidae. The coding region runs from base 430 to 1398 and encodes 322 amino acids. Gene Ontology annotation, molecular function: oxidoreductase activity. The transcript is spliced from 7 exons. The record is from RefSeq and is a predicted model, not a curated record.